UCCUGUCGGGUUUUUAUGGACGCCCUCCCGGCUGUGCUGGGCGCCGCUGCCCUGCUGCUCCUGCUGCUCCUCACUGUGCGGCUUCUCCUAGCGAGGCGGAACAGCAGCCCCCGGACAGCUCCCCUCAGCCUCUUGGUGGUGGCCGGCUCCGGAGGACACACAACAGAAAUCCUGAGGUUACUCAGCAGUUUGUCCCAGUCAUACUCUCCUCGACAUUACAUUUUUGCAGAUUCAGAUAAGAUGAGUGAAGAUAAAAUACGUACUUUUGAACAAAAAAGAGCUGAAACUUUCUCCAAUUCCCAGUUUACCUUUAAUCGUAUUCCCAGAUGUCGGGAGGUGUACCAGUCUUGGAGCUCUUCAGUACUGACAACACUGUACUCCAUACUUUACUCCUUUCCUUUGACUUUCAGACUAAAGCCAGAUUUGGUAUGUAAAACAAGCCUUGUUAAUGGUGAAAUGCUAAUCUGUUCUAAAAGAGAGUAGCUGUUUGGGUUAUCAAACCAUUAAUGAAUAUACAAUGUGUGUACACUUAGGCUUACAGUCCUACUUGAGUAAAACUCCCAUUAAGAAAGGACCUCAGGAUCAGGCUAGAAUGGUAUGCUAGAACAAAAUCCAUGCUCCUCCUUACCAAUCCAAAAUUCUGUGUUUCUACUUAACAGUAGACUAAAUUCUUAAACAGAUGAAGCUAUGCAGUGCUUUCACUGUCUGCUAUUAAAGAUGCCUAUGAUACCAUCUACAAAGGCAACAGAAUUUUGAACUGAUGUCAGGGAAGAUAUUUCUCUGUAGUAGGAUAUCUGAGUAAUACCCUGAUUAUGCUUAAUAGAGAACCUUUGGCAUUAUAGUAAGUAGUGCAGUUGUCAAAUAUGACUGUGUGGCUUCACAGUCCGGAACUGCAUGUUGGAAAGGACACCCUGUGGAUUUCUUAGUAGCCACUAAAAAGAAGGGAAGUGUUUAAAUUUUAUCCUGGAAAAUCUACAGUUGGUCUCUGUGGCUGGGGCCCUGUAAAAUAUCUGUAGUCCGGUGGCUGUGGAAGAUAAUAAUUAUUGACUUUAGCCUGAAAUGUGGCCUAAUUACUUACUGAGUGAUGUAUGGCAAAGAAUAUUUUAUGAAAUUUGCCAAAUUUAAUUGACAUACUGUAUGUAAUUUUAUAUAUUUUAAAGUAAAGUAGAAUCUUUGUAAUUGGCACUUUCAGGUGUCAAGUAAAUGAUUGUCCCAGUUAAGUAAGUUUCUUAGCAGUAUCUCAUGCAUAUUCACUUUAAUGAAUUACUUAGUAUACUAAGCACCUAAGAAUAUAUUAAAGUAAGUUUAAAUCUCUUGUCAUCCAUAUUAAAAUAGGGAUGCAGCAGGAAACAAACAUAGUGUUGCAUAUUAGAAAUCUAGGAUACCAAUGUAUCCCUUUAGGUUUGCAAGGUAACUUGGUAACAAGGUCAUUUGUAAGGUAACUCCCUUCUCUUCAUAUGUCAGUAUAUUUAUCCCUGCAUCUGUAAUUCUCACUCCAUGCAUCUGAAGAAGUGGAGGGUUUUGCCCAUGAAAGCUUAUGCCCAAAUAAAUCUAUUA
Molecule: messenger RNA, 1557 nt
Organism: Chelonoidis abingdonii (Abingdon island giant tortoise)
Lineage: Eukaryota; Metazoa; Chordata; Testudines; Testudinidae
Source: RefSeq, a predicted model, not a curated record